Molecule: messenger RNA, 2565 nt
Organism: Doryrhamphus excisus (bluestripe pipefish)
Lineage: Eukaryota; Metazoa; Chordata; Actinopteri; Syngnathiformes; Syngnathidae
Gene: lmod3
Product: leiomodin 3 (fetal)
Biological process (GO): myofibril assembly; muscle contraction; actin filament organization
Cellular component (GO): striated muscle thin filament; cytoskeleton; myofibril
Molecular function (GO): tropomyosin binding; actin binding
Source: RefSeq, a predicted model, not a curated record
GACCAGUUCAAGGAAGUUUUUGCCAUUCAUUUUCUGAUUACAAUACAAACCAGUAGUUUACAGUGUUGAUGUUUUUUAUGUGCUACUGCUGUGUUCCCAUCAGGCCAGGAGAAAAUUGUCCACCUGCUGCUGUCGUUCUUGCCCUUUUCAUUUGCCUGAAGCAACUGCUAUCCCGAAAGAUCCCACUGGCCAACAGGGAGGGGGCGGCGGAGGGGCUGAGAGACUAAUGGCAUACCUUUCGCCCCCUACUUGUCCCAUAAAUAUCUCCCAUGCACUUCACAGGGUUUUAAUUUUAGCCUACACAUGAGGAGCAAAGCAAGUUCGGCUGCCAGUUAAAAGCCUGCCAGUAGUUUGCCGUGUCCCGUGUCUCAGUUCCGACGUACGUUUUUACUUCCUUUCAUUCACUUCGAUUCGAUUUGAGAACACCAAAAAAUGUCCAACAAUCGAGAUACAGAAGAUCUCAACGAAGAGGAUAUUGAUGAGGAUGAACUCCUUGCCAUGCUUUCGCCCGAGGAGCUUAAGGAACUCCAGAGUGAAAUGGACGUUAUCAUUGCUCCAGAUGAGAGCGUUCCGGUUGGACAGAGGCAGAAGGACCAGACAGAAAAACCUCCGACUGGAACCUUUGACCACAGAUCCUUGGUCGGCUACCUCUACUGGGAAAAAGAGUCCAAACGUAUGCUUGAGGAAGAAAGAGUGCCUGCUACUUUGCUGCCUAGUGAGAGAACAUUGAAGCAGGAUCCUGUGGAGGAAGAAAACACAUUGGAAGAUGAGCACAAUGAAUUAUAUGAAGUGAUUGAGGAAAUAAUUGAAGAGAAUGUCGUAGAUGGUACCGGAGAGGAGGAGGUAAUUGAAGUAAUUGAAGAAAUUGUCGAGGGGUUUCAAGAGUGCAAUGAAACAGAAAAAGAGAUUCAUGAAAAAGAAGAGUUAACGCCAAUUGUGAACGAGAAUAAUCAUGAAAUUACGGAUGAACGUGAUGUGGAUACAGUCAAGGAAACAGGAAGCCUCAAAGACACAUCAACAGAAGCAAAAAUGACAGAUACUUUGCCUCCUAUUGAGCUCCUCGAUGACGCAAAGACGAACGAUAAACCCCAGCAGAAAGAAGAGAAAAAAAUCAAUAAAUUAAAAAUUCCUAACCUGGCGCUGAAUAAUAUCAAAAUGACAUCACGACCUUCAGGAAAUGAGACAAACUUGGAGUCGACGCUCGACAGGAUCCGUAACAACAACCCGUCUGUCACAGAAGUCAACCUCAACAACAUAGAAAACAUUCCCAAAGAGAUGCUCCUGGACUACGUCAACGCCUUGAAGAAGAACAAACACGUGAAAACCUUCAGCAUCGCCAACACCGGCGUCGAUGAAAAUAUUGCGUACAACCUAGCCAACAUGUUGCGUGAAAAUCGUAGCAUCACCACUCUGAACAUCGAAUCCAACUUCAUCACAGGAAAGGGAAUAGUCGCCAUCAUCCGAUGCCUACAGUUUAACGAGACGCUCACCGAGCUGCGAUUUCACAACCAAAGACACAUGUUGGGUCAUCAUGCCGAAAUGGAGAUCUCACGUCUUCUCAAAGCCAACAACACUCUCCUGAAGAUGGGUUACCAUUUUGAACAGCCGGGUCCAAGAAUGGUGGUGACCAAUCUCUUAACCAGGAAUUUGGACCGGCAAAGGCAACUGAGAAAGGAAGAGCAAAAGCAGCAGCAACUGAAGGAACAGAGGAACGUCAUGCAGUUAUACGAGAGUAGUCUAAACCUACCUCCUGGUUUACUCGAAAUGCUGGGGUACAUACCUCCACUGGAACUACUUCAGAAGAAUGGUCUUGUUGCAACACCUGCAGAACCGAACACCGUCCCUCCUUCAGAAGAAGAACCUCCACGUCCCCAGAAGCAACUUAAACACAACAGCAUUCCCAGACAAUCCAGUCCUGAACCCCAAAACCCACUGAGGGAUGUCCGGCUGAAAAGAACUCCCAAGAAACGCAACCCUCUUCUGGAGUUGGACCGACGGGAUGCCGGUAGACCGGAUAGAGCAAGUUUCCAACUGAGGAAGACUCCCAAAGUCAAGGACACGGGCACCGAAGGGACAUCGGAUGAAAGAGCAAACCUGAGCGAUGUGAUCAAAACGCUGAAACCGGUUCCUCGCAGACGAGUGCCUCCGAAGGUUGACGUAACGCCUCGUGAUGCACUGCUUGAUGAGAUCAAGAAGAGUAACGUGGCUUAUCUUAAAUCUGUACCGCUCCCUAAAGCAUUGGAAUCAAGUGAAACAAGUCUCAUCUGAGCCAGUGAUAAAUCACCAUGUGUGUAUGUAUCGUAUUUGAACAUUUCUGUUCAACCGCAUUGGAAAAGAACUCUGUGGGAACCACGUUUAGCACAGAAUUUAUGCCUGGUUGUUUCGUCGUGAUGUUUGACUUAACACAAUUUGUUGUAUGUUUUGCACAAAAACACAUUACAGCUCUCAUUAUUUCUGCCUCUAAAAAAAAAGAGUGUGUUUAUUGAGUGGGGAGCUAUGUAACGUUUAUUUUCAUUUUCAAGACUUGGGUGAAUAUUUAUUAAAUGCUGGAAGAUUUGUGUUAUG